Molecule: messenger RNA, 6014 nt
Organism: Eutrema salsugineum
Lineage: Eukaryota; Viridiplantae; Streptophyta; Magnoliopsida; Brassicales; Brassicaceae
Product: DDB1- and CUL4-associated factor homolog 1
Exons: 12
Coding region: 147-5864 (1905 amino acids)
Biological process (GO): protein ubiquitination
Cellular component (GO): Cul4-RING E3 ubiquitin ligase complex; nucleus
Molecular function (GO): protein binding
Source: RefSeq, a predicted model, not a curated record
CCUGCUGCGUUUCAUACUCCACAACUAAAGCUUCGUUUUCUCAUAAUCUUUUUUUUUUUUGGUUCUGUUCCGUGAACUACUUGUCCGUGAUCACAACGCCUAAAUUGAUCGCCGUAUCUGGGUUAUUCAUUGGAAAGAAGGAAAUUAUGGACGAGCAAGGGCAUGAUUCCGAUGUCCGUAAUCCGACGGUUGAGGUUGAACAAUCGGCUGUUGCGGCGGAGGCGACUGAGGCAACGGCGGAGAUGGAAAAUUCAACAGACGGAGCUAACCCUGGUGAAGAAGGACAACAGGAAGGAGAAGAGCUGAGCGUGGAUGACGAGCUUAUAGACAAAGCGCAGAAGCUCAUGGAAAAAAUCACCACCGGUGCUAAUAACCCUAAUCCUACUAUCUUACACGCUCUUAGCCAUCUCCUCGAAUCUCAGGAGUCUCUGUUCUUAGAGGAGAAUGGGUACUACUCAAAUGGUCGCGGUGGUCAUAACAGUGGCAAGCUGUGUAAUCUAAUCCGAGAAAAUGAUGAGUUCUUUGAAUUGAUUUCCUCAACUUUUCUAUCUGAGAAUACUUACUCAACCGCGGUAAAGGCAGCCUCCGCAAGGUUGCUAAUGAACUGUUCGCUUACUUGGAUGUACCCUCAUGUUUUCGAUGAUGCUGUUACGGACAACUUUAAAAAUUGGGUCUUGGAAGAGGCAGUCAAGUUUCCUGGUGAAGACUCUGGCAGGAAAGAAGCCUCAGAUCCUGAAAUGUUAAAGACUUAUUCUACUGGACUACUCGCUCUUUCUCUGGUGAGUCGUGGGCAAUUAGUUGAAGACGUCUUGUCAUCAGGACUAUCUGCUAAGCUUAUGCAUUAUCUUCGAGUACGAGUUAUUGGAGAGGCCAGCACAAGUCGUAGAGAUGCCAUUCACACUAGUGAGGCCAAGCAUGUGUCCGUAAAGACAAAAGAAGAAGGUCGAAGUAGGGUGCGGAAGGUUGUGAAUACAGUUGAAGGUGAACAUGUUCUUGAGAUGGACUCCGGGAGAGAGAUGGGACAAUCUGAUGUACGGUCUGAAGACGAAUUGGAAUUCGAAGGCAGAGAAAGAUUUAAUGUUUCAGGUGUUGUUGAUUCUAAAAUCAAACCUGGAGAUGACAAUAAUGGAAGAGAUGACCCCUCAAGACACAGACUAAACCGAUCAAAAUCCAGGGGGAGAGGAAGAGUUAACGAAGGUGCAACUGAUACAGAAGCUCUCUUGGCGUCUCCUAGAUCAGAUCGUCUGGUUGUCAGAGAUAGGGAUCCAUCAAAAAUUUCAGAUGUCCGAAGUGCAGAAGAUGUGACCAUAUGUCUGGGGAAAAUGAAGUCUGGUAUUAUGGAAACAGAAAGAGAUGAGAAUGAUGAGUGCUUUCAAGGUUGCGUAAUUGGAACCAAAAACAUAAUUGAUCUAGUAAAGAGAGCAGUUGGAGCUGCUGAAACUGAAGCUAGAGCUGCCCAUGCUCCUCCUGACGCAGCUAAAGCGGCUGGGGAUGCUGCAGCAGAGCUUGUCAAAACUGCUGCACUAGAGGAAUUUAACUCUUCUGGCAGUGAAGAAGCUGCUGUGUCUGCUGCUACUCGAGCAGCUAGUACAGUUAUAGAUGCCGCUAAUGCAACGACAACUGAUCAGACAACGGAUUUGAAUUGUGUGGAAACGCCUGCAAUUGAGGAUAUUGGAGAAGUUUCACUACCAAGUAUCGACUUGUUGGCUCAGUUACAAGAAAAAUAUUGCAUCCAGUGCCUUGAGAUACUUGGAGAAUAUGUCGAGGUUCUCGGACCUGUACUCCAUGAAAAAGGUGUUGACGUAUGCAUUAUGCUGCUGGAACGUACAUCCCUAUUUAAUGAUAGUUCUACACUGUCUCCUUUGUUACCUGAUGUCAUGAAGUUGAUAUGUGCUCUAGCUGCUCACCGGAAAUUUGCUGCGAUGUUUGUUGACCGGGGUGGCAUACAAAAAUUACUUGCUGUUCCAAGGGUUAAUGAGACCUUUUAUGGUCUCUCAUCUUGCUUAUACACCAUAGGUUCUCUUCAGGGUAUAAUGGAACGUGUAUGUGCACUUCCAUCGGAUCUCAUACAUCAAGUGGUUAAAUUAGCUAUCGAACUUCUAGAGUGUUCCCAGGAUCAAGCCAGAAAAAAUUCAGCCUUAUUCUUUGCUGCUGCUUUUGUCUUCAGAGCCAUUUUGGAUGCAUUUGAUGCUCAUGAUAGUUUGCAGAAACUCCUUGCAAUUCUUAAAGAUGCAGCCUCAGUUAGAACUGGUGCUAAUUCUGACCGAUCAGCUCCUGAAGUCAUGACGUCUUCAGAGAAACAGAUGGCUUUUCACACCUGUUUUGCUCUGCGCCAAUAUUUUAGAGCUCAUCUUCUUUUGCUUGUGGAUUCCAUCCGUCCUAGCAGAAGUAGCCGAUGUGGUGUGCGGAACGUUCCCAAUAUAAGGGCAGCCUAUAAGCCCCUUGACAUCAGCAAUGAAGCUGUAGAUGCUGUCUUCCUUCAGUUACAGAAGGAUAGGAAGUUGGGUCCGACGUUCGUGAGAACCCAGUGGCCUGCUAUCAAUAAUUUUUUGGCCUCCUCUGGACAUGUUACCAUGCUUGAACUAUGUCAGACUCCACCAGUAGACCGUUAUCUGCAUGAUCUACUUCAGUAUGCUUUUGGUGUUCUUCACAUCGUUACAUCAAUACCUGAUGGCCGCAAAGCAAUUGUGAAUGCCACACUCAGCAACAAUCGUGCUGGCAUUGCUGUUAUUCUGGAUGCAGCAAAUAUCUCCAACAGCAUAGUGGACCCUGAGAUCAUACAGCCUGCACUAAAUGUCCUAAUCAAUCUGGUGUGCCCACCACCAUCAUUAAGCAACAAGCCGCCUCCUGCACAAAGUCAUCAACCUGUUCCUGGCCAAGCUACUGCCCGUCCCUCUACCGAUGUUGCUGCUAGUACUCAGUCCACUGGUAAUGCUCCACAAACUCCUGUUGCACCAGCGUCUUCAGGUUUGGUUGGGGAUCGAAGAAUUUUCUUAGGAGCAGGAACUGGUUCUGCUGGUCUUGCUGCUAAGUUGGAGCAGUUCUAUCGUCAAGCACGUGAAGCUGUUCGUGGGAACGACGGUAUAAAAAUUCUCUUAAAACUUCUUCAGCCCAGAAUAUAUGUGAAUCCUCCUGCCAGCCCAGAUUGCCUACGAGCGCUCGCUUGCAGAGUACUUCUUGGCCUGGCUAGAGAUGAUACAAUUGCACACAUACUGACUAAACUUGAGGUUGGUAAGAGUUUAUCAGAACUUAUUCGAGAUUCAGGUGGUCAGUCAAGUGGAACAGAUCAGGGGAGAUGGCAGGCUGAACUUGCUCAGGUGGCGCUUGAGCUAAUAGGGAUAGUGACAAAUUCAGGGCAUGCGAUUACACUAACAGCCAGUGAUGCUGCUACUCCAACAUUGCGGCGCAUUGAAAGAGCUGCUAUUGCAGCAGCAACACCUAUAACAUACGAUUCUAAGGAGCUUUUGCUGCUUAUCCAUGAGCACCUCCAGGCAUCAGGUCUUGGUGAAACUGCUUCAGCACUGUUAAAAGAGGCUCAGUUAACUCCUCUACCUUCGUUGGCUCCCCCUUCUUCAAUUGCAUAUUCCUAUACACAGGAGAUGUCUACGCCAGUAGCUCAGGAACAAUGGCCUUCUGGCCGUGCUAACAGUGGAUUUUUCACCAGCAAACCCAAAGUUUGUGCACAUGGUGAAGAUCCCAAUUCUAGAUCUAUGGCAGUUCUAUCUGCCAAGAAGAAACAUUUGGCUUCCUCAGCACAGGAGACGUCCUCGCCAGUAGCACAGCAACAAUGGCCCUCUGGCCGUGCUAACGGUGGUUUUUUUCCCAGCAAACCCAAAGUCAGUGCACACAACGAAGAUCCUAGUUCGAGAGGUAAUGCAGCUCCAUCAGCAAAGAAGAAGCAUUUGACAUUUUCACCCAGCUUGAAUUUGCAGUCGCGAAAGCAAUCUUUCUCCCAUGACCCUCAAACGCAGAGAAUAAAUAGCAGUUCGAAUUCAGAUCCUGCUUGUGCAGAUACUUCAGAAGCUGCUGCAGAAUUAGUUCUGAAGAACGACGUUGAUGCUGAUGCUCAAUUUAAGACCCCGAUUUCCUUACCGAGAAAACGGAAAUUGACUGAGCUUAGAGACCCAGAGUUGUCAGUUUCGGUGAAAAGAAUCAAUUUGGGCGAAUUAGGACCUCGAACUCCAGCUUGUCCAACCACGGCUUCCUUGCGUAGGAAUUCAACCAUUGCGGAUGGUUCAGGUUUCCAAACUCCAGUUUCAGCUGUAGAUGUCAACCAACCUGGAAGCUCCAGACUGGGCCAGAUGACACCUGCUUCUCAGCUAAGGCUUCCAAGUGAUUCGCAGCCUUCAAAUCCGGAACGAUUAUCGCUAGACUCCCUUGUGGUUCAGUAUUUGAAACACCAACACAGGCAGUGCCGGGCUCCAAUCACAACUCUUCCUCCUGUGUCUCUCCUACAUCCGCAUGUCUGUCCUGAACCUAAACGGUUACUUGAAGCUCCACUAAACAUCACUGGCCGUCUUGGUACCCGGGAGCUCCAAAGUUUCUAUGGUGGAGUCCAUGGGAAUCGCAGGGACCGUCAAUUUGUUUUCAGCAGAUUUAAAUCUUGGAGAUCUUGCCGGGAUGAGACUGCACUCUUCACAUGCAUUUCACUUCUUGGAGGUACUAAUCAUUUAGCAGUCGGUAGUCAUGCUGGAGAAAUCAAGAUAUAUGAAGCUAACAGCGGUAGCUUGCUUGAGAGUGUCUCAGCUCACCAGGCUCCGGUUACACUUGUUCAGCCAUAUGUCUCUGGUGGUACUCAGUUGUUGCUUUCUUCGAGCUCUAGUGAUGUGCAGUUGUGGGACGCGUCUUAUAUAACUGGUGGGCCUAGACACUCCUUUGAUGGAUGCAAGGCUGCAAAAUUCAGCAACUCUGGGCUACAAUUUGCAGCGCUCUCUUGUGAAGCAUCAUCAAAAGAUGUUCUUGUAUAUGACGUACAGACCUGCAGUCCUGUUUUAAAACUCACUGACACGGUCACUUCUUCUCGGAGUAAUCCCUAUUCUCUUGUGCACUUCAGCCCUUGUGAUAAUUUGAUAUUGUGGAAUGGUGUUCUCUGGGACAUACGUAAAGCAGACAAUAUCAAUCGGUUUGAUCAAUUUAGUGAUUAUGGCGGCGGUGGUUAUCACCCUUCUGGAAACGAGGUCAUCAUAAACUCAGAGGUCUGGGAUCUGAGAAAUUUUAGGCUUCUUCGAAGUGUACCAUCACUGGACCAGACAGCUAUUACGUUCAAUUCCAGGGGAGAUGUUAUAUACGCAAUGCUGAGGAGAAACAUUGAGGACGUGAUGUCUGCUGUUCACACACGCCGUGUGAAGCAUCCGUUGUUUGCUGCUUUCCGCACUCUCGAUGCGAUCAACUAUUCAGACAUUGCAACUAUACCUGUGGACCGAUGUCUUCUCGACUUCGCCACCGAACCAACGGAUUCUUUUCUUGGGCUGAUCACAAUGGAAGAUCAAGAAGAGAUGUUUUCCUCGGCCAGAAUGUACGAGAUUGGCAGACGGAGACCAACAGAUGAUGACUCCGAUCCAGAUGAUGAUGAUGAGACAGAGGAUGAAGAUGAAGACGAUGAAGAUGAGGAAGAUGACCUGGACCGGAUUCUGGGACUAGGUGGAGACGAUAGCGACAGUGGAGAUGAUGACAUUAGUGAUGACAAUGAAGAUAGUGCGAGCGAUUUGGAUGAUGAAGAAGGAGAUAUGCUCCUUGACGGUGGUGGCUUGUUGGGAGUGUUUGGAGGUGAGGAUGAAGACGAUGACAAUGAAGAUGAUGGUGAUGAUGAUGAUUCUAUGAGCAGUGGUGAAGAGGAUUAUCUAGACAACGUUCAUCCUUUCUAAGUUUUUUCUUUUCUUUUUAUCUUAUUUUCUUUUACGCUCUAUAUUGAUCUCUAAGAUGGUUUAUCACUAUCCAAAGUUUUGAUGAUAUGUAAUUGUAUUUUUCUUCUUCUAAGUUACAUAUUUUUUUUGCCAAGAUCACUAAUUAUAAAA